This is a messenger RNA of Paramecium pentaurelia, 782 nucleotides long. Lineage: Eukaryota; Ciliophora; Oligohymenophorea; Peniculida; Parameciidae. The record is from the annotation of a GenBank genome assembly.
UAUGGUUUACAAAAUCAGAAAUAAGUCAUUCUUCUGGACAAGAGCAGGAUGGAAAAAUAAUUGGCAUCCUAAGAAUUUUAAUGCUCCUAGACCAUCAAGCUCAGAAUUCACCAUUGGUAUUAGAUGUCGUUAUGAUCAUAAUUCAUUUUUGAGAGGCAAUGAAAUAAAUUUUAUUUAUUAGCUUAUCAUUCAUAUAGAAAGAUCUCUAGACACUGUAAAUAGUAUUUCUUCGGUAACAAAGAAUUGGAGGAAUUAUUUUAGAUGGGUUUGAGAACAUUUUUCAUUGUACCACACAUUGCUGAAUGUCAAGUGACUCAAAUUAAACAUGGUGGUGAAAGAAGAAUGGUAGAUUAAAUUGAUAGAGAUUUUGAAUUAGUAUCUUACAAUUCUCAUCCAUAUUAAUUGUUUACAUACACAAUUUGGAAUUAAUAUUUAGCAAAUCAAUAAGAAGCUUAUGAAUAAAGAAAGAAUGGUGGUAAAGCUAUUGAAGAUUAAGUUAUUGAUCAUAUUAGGUAUAUAUUUUAAAUAUUAUUUUAUUAAGUGAAUUGGUAAAGGAUGAAAAGGCUAAAUUAGGAGCUGGAAAAUAAUUGAGUAUUGAAAGAACAGCAGAAAUUGUUAUGAAUGUGAUGAGAUAAUUAAGAGCAGCUUAAUAAAGACCCAAUCUUAAUAAUAGGUAAAGAUUUAUUACUUAUAGGAUAGACGUGCAGAUGGAGAAUUUGAUGAUUUCCUUGAAUAAAGAAGACCAUUCACAGCUCCAAAUAACUAAUCAGCUACUCAUUGAG